Messenger RNA from Labrus mixtus (cuckoo wrasse), 2037 nucleotides. RefSeq lists its product as uncharacterized. The transcript has a single exon. The record is from RefSeq and is a predicted model, not a curated record. NCBI's taxonomy places the organism in Eukaryota, Metazoa, Chordata, Actinopteri, Labriformes, Labridae. Bases 30 to 1052 code for a protein of 340 amino acids.
AAUACUUCCUUCUUCUUCUGCCUCUAAACAUGGCGGAGGUCAGGCAGCGAUUUGGUAGGGCUGCCUAUGACUUGGUACUGAAAAUAAGCAACAGACACCGCCUGGAAAGUCAGAAGAAACACAGUAAAACCUUUAUGAGUUCUUCGUCUCUUUCGCCGGGAUUCCUGCCUGACAAUAAUCGAAAUGGCGAGUUGUGUGGAGCCCAAAGUGCUGCAGGGAGAGUGACCGCUGGAGUUUCACAGGACACUUCUUAUACAACAGGGUUCGGUCAUGUUGACCAUGUCUGUGAAAAGGAAAACAACGCCGAACACAGCUUUCACCUUGGACUCAAAAGGUGUUCACUUUCUGACAAGACCUGGGUUCAAAAUAUAGAAGGAAAUUGUCCUCAAUACAAAAGCAAUGCCGUGUUUAAGAGGACCUGCUGCACGUCCAGGACUGCUCCAUCGAAGAGACGUGGAGAGUUUGUGUUUGUCAGAGCAUACAGCGGGACCCGCUCCGAGCCCCUUCACAAAACCAAAACAGGCUAUUAUGAAAUCCUGGAGGUGACAUCUAACGCCACUCAAGCCCAGAUAAAAACAGCCUACUACAAGCAGUCCUUCAUCUACCAUCCGGACAGAAACGCCGGCAGCGACGACGCGACUGUCCGCUUCUCUGAGAUCAGCGAGGCCUACACCGUGUUGGGAAACAAGGCUCUGAAGAAGAAGUACGACCGGGGUCUUCUGAGUCAGUCAGACCUCACCGCGUCAGUCAGACCCUCCUCCGGCCGGGACGCCUCAGGGAGCACCGCGGGGCAGCAAACCGGGAGCCGGCGGCACUCGGUGCUGGACGGAGACGACCGAGGGGGCGUCUUCGAUUUCGACAAGUUCUUCAAGGAGCACUACGGCGAGCAGCUGCAGAGACAGAAAGACGUCAGUGCCCGCAAAGAGGAGCUUCUGAAGAGGAAGCACGAGUCAAUCGCGGAUAAGAAGUUGAUCGGGGUCACGGAGAUGGGACUGAUGGUGAUGCUGUUGAUGGCCGUGGCUUUAAUCAUCAGUUUAAAACGGGGUCACUGAGUGAUGUCAGAGGACGAGGGAUGUUAUUUCUAGACAGGAAUACUAGGAACCUUACCUGAACUAAUGUGUGUCCUCUUACCUUCAGGAAACAGUGACCUAAAAAUAAAAAAAUGUAGUGAACCAUAGAUGAUGAACCAUCAUCUUUGGGGGUAACUGUGCAAUUUAGAAAGACCACUCCUCCUCCUCCUGGAAAAAACUGCGAAUCAAACACUGAACUGUAGGUGCUUAUGUUAAAGUCACUCACUCUGCAGCAUCUCAGCACAGGACUGGUGUUCAAUAGUUGUGUGCUUACGAUGGUGUCUUCUUUGUUACUACACCUGUAAGUUUACACACAUCUAUUGUGAUCGCCUGCAGUAAGAAUGAUCUCAUCUAAAAAAUAGUUUCAGUUCUAGUUCUGAGGUGUUUCGAAGGACUUUUUGUUAUUGUUGCAAUUAACAAAGGAGACAAAAAAUGACUUUCUUAAAAACAAGCAGAAAUGAAAAUACAUCUUCAAAUGAUAAUAUAGUCUGACAAAAGAACAAGGAACAGGAUUAUGAAUCAGACCAGGUACUUUUCAGGUUCUGAUAGGGAUACACUACUGAGCACCAAGCUCUACAGAAGAUUAGUUAAACCCUCUGCUGUGCCGUGUCUGCAGUCCUUAAAUGCGUCCCACCAUCUGGUAUGAACACAGAAGUAUUACUGUUUGAUUUACAACCGGGCUGCUAGUACUUGUUGUAUGUUUUGACUUUUAUAAAGUCAUCUGGGAAGCAGACGUCUUUAUUUUUAAAGUUUUAUCAAGUACCAAUUAUGUUUAAAUGUAUUGCUAUUUAUUUAAAAUAUUUGUAGCAAUAUAAAAAGGUGAAGAAUGUGUCGAUGAGCUUUAUUUCAUUAUUGGAACAGUGGCUGUAUAUUCACAUUGUUACAUUAAAGAAUGUGCCUUAAAUGAUAUCUAUAAUGAAAUUCACAGAUUUUAUUGUCAAAAAUCUUAAUAAAAGAUUUGAUGAGC